CACUGCCUCCUCUACACGCGGCGAAGCGCACUCUCACGGCUUCGACACCACUCACUCAACUCUUUCGCUGAAUUUCGUUUAUAAAUUUCAAAAAAAAAAAAAAUCUUUCUUUUCCCAAUCUAAAUCCAAAUCCGGAAAACCCACUUCCCCAAAAUCAAAACCCCUUUUCGUCAUUGUAAACAGAGGAAGCGUUAGGAAUAGUUGAGUCUGGGUUGGGAAUUUUGUUUGUAUGGCAAAAAGACAAUCCAGCAUUUAAGCGGUCUUCUUGUUUUUUCGUCAUUGUAAUUUAAUGUUUGGAUAUGCUGAGGGAUAUGCUGAAGGCUUAAAUUAAGAAUAUCGGAUCAGAUUUUCCUUUUUUGUGUGCCUGUAAUUAAGUUUAUUUAUCUUCUGUUUUUUUGUUCUUUCCAUUCUCUCUCAGUCGCUUCUUUGUUAUUAUAUUUCUCAUUCUUCUUAUUUUCUUUUCAAUCCUCACUCCAAAAUCAAGAUCAAAAUCGUCAAUGUGGUCCUCCACUGUCCACUCAAAUCUCGAGAGUUUCCUCCACUGUAUUACGCCCAGUCCUCCGUCGAGACGUCUUCCUCAGAGCUGUAUUCAUGAAAUAAACAGCCAAUGGCAACCACUUGAUAAGGAUGUAGUUGAAUAUUUCACAUUGGGAGAUCUCUGGAAUUGCUAUGAUGAAUGGAGUGCAUAUGGUGCUGGAACAUCGGUGGUGUUAGAUAGCAGUGAGGAUGUUAUGCAAUUCUAUGUUCCUUACCUAUCGGCCAUUCAGAUCUACACUAAUAAGCCUGUUGCCACUUCGAGGACUCUGAGGGAGGAUGCUGAUGUUAUUGAAUUUGAAAGUGAUUCUUGGAGUGAUGAUAGUGGGAGUGAUAAGUUAUCAAGGUCUCUCAGCGACCACUCUAGCAGGACUUGGGAUGCCAUUUCUGAGGAUUCAAACUUGGACCAGGAUGGCUCAUGGCCAUUGAACAAUAAGCUUGGGUACCUUAACUUCCAGUACUUCGAGAUGGCUUCUCCUUACUGGAGGGUUCCAUUUAAGGAAAAGAUAACUGAAUUAACUCAAAAUAAUCCGGGGCUAUUGACCCUCAGAAGCGUGGAUCUCUCACCUGCUAGUUGGAUGGCCGUUGCAUGGUAUCCUAUCUAUCAUAUUCCAUCAAAGAAAAAUGAGAAGGACUUGUCAACAUGCUUCCUCUCUUAUCAUACGCUAUCCUCAUCUUUUCAAGAUAGUAUGGUUGAGCAUGACAACAAUGGCAACCCAAAAGGCGAAGGUGGCAGAAGAGUUCCCCUUACCCCCUUUGGGCUAGCUUCUUACAAAAUGCAAGGAGAUAUUUGGGUAAACCCAGAUGCGUCUGACCAAGAGAAACUAAUCGAUCUCCAUUGCGCAGCAGAUUCCUGGUUGAAGCAGCUUAAUGUCAACCACCACGACUUCAGCUUUUUCACUCACCACUCUUCUAAAUCAGUAUGUAUGUUUACAUGACCUCUUUAUCCUAUAGCUUUUGUUUAGUCAUCACCGGGCAGCCAUUGUGUAAGAAACUUCCCCACCGCUUUAGUUUUGAAAGCAAGCAUUCGGUAACGUGGAGCAUCGAUGCAAAUGCAAAGCCUUUCAUCAAUGCAGUUUGUUGAGUUUGUUGUUAAGUUUCUUAGGCAUCAACCCUAUAAUUAGGCCCUUUCCUAACUUUUAUAAUUUUCCCUUUUGCUUUUAUGUUUCGUUAGUUUGUGCAGAUGCUUGUGAAUUUUCAGUUGUAUGGAUUCAAAACUAGUUUAAUAGAAGCAUAUGAAGUAAAGACUUCUGCCUUUUGUAUA
Mangifera indica (mango) is the source of this 1798-nucleotide messenger RNA. RefSeq lists its product as uncharacterized. NCBI's taxonomy places the organism in Eukaryota, Viridiplantae, Streptophyta, Magnoliopsida, Sapindales, Anacardiaceae. The transcript has 6 exons. The coding region runs from base 498 to 1472 and encodes 324 amino acids. The record is from RefSeq and is a predicted model, not a curated record.